GGAGAGUGAGAGACAGUGAGAGACAGAGAGAGAGAGAGAGAGACCACGUUGGCGCCGGCUGAUUGAUUGAUUGAUUGAAUGAUGAUAUAAGACGUCCGAUCCGCCGCGCAGCCACCGUAGUUUCAUAUUCCGUUCCGCUCCGUUUCUGCUUCCUCGGCCAUCCUAUCCAUCAGCAUGACUGCCACAGCGACUGCGAACGCGACCGCUCGUCCGAAUGUUACCACCACCACCACCGCCACAGUGCCAACCGACGUGCCGACGGGCCUGCAGCACCACAACCCGCUCGUCGACGAUGUCGCCGCGCGCAACGGUCGCCUCACCGCCGAUCGCGACCGCCUCUUUGCGCCAGAGCAGAUCUCGAUCGAUACGCUCGACGUCAACCUGAGCGCCGAGGGGGAGCAGUGCGAAGUGAAGCGAACAUGGACGGACGCUGCCGAGUUCAGUGCGCAAUGUCUGCAGCAGCCCACUCACGACAGUCGCUACUACAUCCUGAAGCCGUUCCGGCCGAAGGUGAUAUCGCGGUCGCCGCUGCACAUUACGGAGGAGGCGGCGCGGCAGCUGCUCGCGACGCACGAGGUCAUGCCGAGUUUUCUCGACCACCUACAUGCGUACGGUCGGCGCAAGAACCGCGAGCAGGAUGGAUGCUUCGGUGGUGGACGCUAUCUCCUCGGGUUCUCCGAGGAGUCAAAGGUUACCCAGCACGAGAUCGCGUAUACGGUUAAGUUUGGCGUCAAUAAUGGCCGCAAGGAGGAGACCAGCCCGUAUCUGUACAGCAUCCGUCAGACAAGUGUGUAUCAGAAGUUUUGCUACGAUGAGCGGAAGUCCGUGUGGAUCCUGGUGCAGCCGUCGGACGCGGUGCAGCGGCGGCUGUACGCGGCGGCGCCAAAGGAGGUGGUCCUGGCUGGCGGGAACCCGCUCAAGAUGCAUCUGCUGUUCUUCUCUGCGGCGAGCGAGGGGUGGCGGGACUACUACAACCACCUUGAAAAGAUCUUCUACGAGACGACGGCGGCGGCCGUCAACUACACCGUGCAGCGGAGCAACGAGAAGUACACGCCGCAGGGCAUGCAGGGCCCGCAGGUCCAGCACUUUGAGGGCACGCGCGGCGAUCCGCUCGAGAAGUUCCAGGUGGAUUUCCAGGAUGUGCAGGAUCUGCAGCGGCUCGAGGAGCUGCUCCGCCGCGUCAAGACUGCGAUCGAGGUCAACUCCGACUCGAUCCGCAGUCUCAAGGCUUUGAACAACAAGCUGCGGGAGCUGUCCUCUGCGACGACAGGCGGGAUGACGCUCGCCGCGUGGAGCGAAGUUGACAUCGAGGCGUCGCAGCAACUCGCGAUCCUCGAGAGCCACAAACGCAACUUCGAGUCGCUGCUGCAGAACGUGCACGGCCGCUCGCAGCUGCUCUACAACGUCCUCGACUUCAAGAACGCGCUCACAGUCUCGCACCACUCCCAACGCGCGGUCGAUAUCCGCGCCCUCCAGGCAAACGAACAGACUAUGAUGACGAUGCUGAACGAGAUGUCGAUGCGCGACGCCAUCGGCGUGCGCAUCCUGACGCUGCUGGCGACGCUGUACGUGCCCGCCUCCUUCGUGGCAACAUUUCUCGACGCCGGCGUCGUAACAUUCGACGAGACGCGCAGCACCAAGGCGGGCAUCGACUUCAGCCGGAUGCGGGUGUCACGGGAGACGACUGUGUUCUACCUGGUAUUCACCACGCUGCUGAUGGCGAUUACCUACGGCUGCUGGUGGCUGUGGCAGCGCACCGCCACCGGUCAGGUCGAGAAGAAACUCUCCAUCACCCGCGCGAACUCUAUGGAGCCCGAGAAGGGGCUGCUUCGCAGCCCCACCGCCGGCACUGCGGGAAGUAAUCCCAUGAGACAGCAGAGGAGACUGGGAAGUCUGCUCCCCAUCUCGCCGCAAGGUACGCACCAUCAUGGUGCACCGCCGCCGAUGACGCCCGUGCCGAUGACCCCUAUGUCACCGACGUCCCCGAUGUCGCCAAUGUCGCCAAUGUCGACUAAGUCGAGGAGUACGUGGGCUUGAUUUUUGGGCUUGAUUUUUGCGUUGAGUGUUUUUGCUUUUGAUUUUGAUUUUUGGGAAUGGGAGUUUGGGGGCAUUUAUUGGCGUUUGGGGAUCAAAAUGUAAUGGAAACGAAGGAAUGAAUCAUGAACUGCUAUGCAGAGGAUUACUCAUGUUCCGAACAAGUACCUGCUAUGUACCUGAAG
Tricharina praecox is the source of this 2219-nucleotide messenger RNA. RefSeq lists its product as uncharacterized. NCBI's taxonomy places the organism in Eukaryota, Fungi, Ascomycota, Pezizomycetes, Pezizales, Pyronemataceae. Bases 175 to 2037 code for a protein of 620 amino acids. The record is from RefSeq and is a predicted model, not a curated record. The transcript has 3 exons.